AUGCGGCUGCUGUUGUUAGCGUCUCUCUUCUUCGCCUCAACACAAGCAGAUUGUGAUGCUAAUGGAUUGGACGCUGUACGUGCUUGCUACAAGGAUUUCCUCGGAUUUUACGGCCUCGAUUCUGGAGCUCUAUUGCCUCCAUUUCCCACGUUCACCUUGGUUCGAGAUGAAACUUUGAGGAAAUCGGGGGUCGACUAUUUGCGGAAGGUUUGCGAAAAUGCUGCUCAAUUGUAUCAAUGCACAACGCCAUUUGCAACUCCACUCUACAGUUGCCUGAUGAACAUGACAUUGGACAGCAGUGGUUUACGCUUUUUGUACGCGCACGAUCAAGCAUCAGGACAAUAUCAGUGCACGGACGGAUAUCCAACCUGGGUAAAGGAUUUUGAUUGUAUCGCCAAAGUGAAGUAUGAGUAUUUGAACGAGCUGGCGCAAUGCUAUGCUUUAUACUGGAUUGAAUUGGUUGAAAGCGCCGAUUUCUGCACUCCAUACGCCGACCCAGCUGGCGCCUACAACAGUUAUAUGGCGUGUAAAGCUCCAUAUUACCAAAAGGGAUGCAACGGCGAUCCCAAUGCGGCCGCCUUCAGUUGUGCAUCGGAUCGAGCUGCCUUUUUGUCCGACCCAGAUGGACAGAUAUGUGAGCAAAAAGGCCUGCUCCAUCAAUGCCCACCAUAUCGA
Messenger RNA from Mesorhabditis belari, 675 nucleotides. The record is from the annotation of a GenBank genome assembly. NCBI's taxonomy places the organism in Eukaryota, Metazoa, Nematoda, Chromadorea, Rhabditida, Rhabditidae.